AGCCUAUUUGGCAUCUACGUGUAAAGUUUUGUUGCUUUUUGGCUUAUGUGGCAGGUGAGAUGGCAUCGAUUCAGCAUUCCGUUAGUCAAUUUAACGCCGUCCAACACGCCGUUAUAGUUUCAGACGGAAGUGGAUAGAUUUGUCACACAACCUUUCGAUUUUUGGAUAUUUCAUAUAUUUCGAUAGUUGUGAAUAUAUUUGUCACAAACCUGAUAGUUGUAGAUAUACAACUGUAUUUUGCCUUUAUUCAAAACCAAGAAAAAGAUAGCAUUCCCUCCUCCUUCUUCGCCGACAUUCCACCGCCACCGCGUCUGCUUGCUGGGCUCCCACGUUUGUGAUCUCAAGUUGUCAUUUCUCAACCACCAAUAAUGUGGUUGAGCACGUUUUUUAAAUGGUUGGUAGAAGAAAGAUAUUCUUGACGAAAGCUAUCUGUCUCAAAUCUCAGCCGUCUACUCAAAUGCAUGCAGGCUUUUUGUGGUUCAUACUAAGCCAUGAAAUUUUAUCAUACAAAUUUCAUAUGAAUUCUUGGAUCAUUUUAUCAUAUAAAUUUCUAUUCUUUCGGUUGGGAUUUACAUGGAAAAGAUAGUAAAAUCAUACCCCCCGAGUGUUAUUCUAGUUCGAAAACGGAUAAAAAUAAUGAAAAUUAACCUUGUGUAUAGUAAAGUAUUAAGUAAUUAUGAACGCGUUCACUAAAGGUUAAAACUAAUCUUAUCAUCACAAAUGACAAAACUCGAGCUUAAUUUGAGGCUUCCAUCAAGAUAUCCCAACGCGGACAAUUAUUAGUUUGUCCUUGACGACAAUUGUCAUCACUUGGACUUAUAGAAGACAAGAGGUCGAUCAGACCUGCCUGUCUGCCUUUGGACCUGUAAGGACUAAGGGUUUUGGUCUUUUUUUUUUUUUUUUUUUUGGGUGUGUGUGGCUAUUUGAAGUGCUGUUAGACAAGUGUGGCAGUACUCAAUUCAGUUGCAUUUGGUUAAUUGUAGCUUGAUUAAUUUGACUAUUUGGUUGGAUUGCACAAAAAUUCUUCAUAAAUUUGGUGUAAGUAGAGUGCUCCACCACGGCACUCUCUCCUCUAUUUUCAAUCUAUCCAUUUUAAAGAGGAUUGAUAAUUCUCGUCCUAAGCUUUACUAUAAUUACUCUAACGAUAAUUGAUAACUUUUUUCUUUUAGAAAAAAAAGUACAAUUACUUCAUUGCCUUUCUUUAAUUAAUUAAUUGUUUGUUAUAACUUAUUUUAUUUUAUUUUAACAAACGCAACCCCACCAUUCAACACGUUACAAAGUGUCGUUUUUGAAAAAGACAAGUCGUGAUAAUUAAAGUUGUGGCUUCAAUAUUGUAAGAACUCAGUCAUGGGUCAGCCACUUGUAGUUGUGCAGCACAACAUUAAAAGAUCAUGAUCACAUAUAAUAGCUAGAAGAAAACGACAAAUUUGGGGGAGGCUGUAUCUAUUCUGGCAUAAAUGCAGCUGGGUCCCUCCCUGGCUAUAAGAUUGAUCAUUCACCACCAUACUCUUCUCCUUCCUUCAUCAUUAUCAUCUUGAGCGAUCGAUCGAGUCACAAACAAAACAAUUAAGGCAGAUCAUCAUAGAGAGAUUCGACAGAGACAGAUAUAUAUAUAGUAAAAAUGGCCGCUGGGUUCACAGAUAGGCAAGAAGCUUUGGUAAAGGAGUCAUGGAAAGUACUGCAAAAGGACAUCCCACGCUACAGCCUUCUCUUCUUCACCACGAUUCUGGAGAUAGCUCCAGCGGCUAAACAGAUGUUUUCGUUCUUGAGAGAAUCUGAUGAGAUCCCACAAAACAAUCCCAAGCUCAAAGCCCAUGCCGUCAAGGUCUUUAAGAUGACUUGCGAGUCGGCGGUUCAACUUCGGGAGAAAGGAGAGGUGGUGGUGAAGGAGACGACUCUUAAAUAUUUGGGGUCCGUCCACCUCAAGAAUGGAGUCGUUGACCCGCACUUCCAGGUAGUCAAAGAAGCGCUGGUGAGAACUCUGAAAGAGGCGAUCGGAGAUGAGAAAUGGAGCCACGAGCUGGAGGGUGCAUGGAGCCACGCUUAUGAUCAACUCGCUGCUGCCAUUCAACUUGAGAUGAAACAAGAAGCUGCCGCCGCCGUCGCAGCUGCUUGAUAUAAUUUUGUAUCAAUAACAUGUUCCAUAAUUUUCUUCGGCCAAAUUGUUACACGCCUCUAAAUUGACAAGAACAGAGUAACAAAUGCGAGGGGAAAAUGGGGCAAAAGAUCCCAGAUUUGGGCUGAGGCCGGCUUAGGCUCCAUUUGAGGCCAACGAAAACUCGGCCCAUCUAAAUACCAGAUAGAUUGUCUUAUCUUCAUUAGCCUAAUGUGUACAAAUAAGAAAAUGGGCACUGCCCAUUCCAUGCCCAAGAAGGGAGGUGAAAUGGGCCGGGAAGCAUGGAGGCGAUUCGGCAACUCUUGAUCCAGCCCACGUCCAAGCUUCUUGAACUUCUUGUUUGUCUCUCGACCUUGCAGUACAGCGGUAGAAUUUGAUACGAGAUUCUUUUAGUAUACUCACGAGUCAUAAAGAGAUUAUGCAGAAGUUCUUGUUUCUCGACAUUGCAGUUGAAUUGGGUAUCUUUUAUAAUGCUCACGAGUCUCCAUUCAUAAAGAGAUAUUGUUUAUGUAGCUUAAUGUGACAUACAUUAAUUUGAUCUACCGCGAUACUAGAUUAGGUUACAAAAAUAUGUAAUAAAAAAAAACUAAUCUAUGAAGAAGGUAAAUCUCAAUUACCAUGUAUCGAGUUUCAACUUUUAGGUUUUGGAUAAGCUUUUCCUUUUAGUAUCCGGUAUUUUGUGUCUGAUUCAUUCAGAUCGAAACAAAAAUGUUGAAAUGAGUUUUUACUCUAAAACAAACAUCGACAAAAACUUAUUUAAUUCAAGAUGAACUGUGGAUUUGGGCAACAACAAAUCUUUGUUUCUCUUUGCCAUUCCUGUCCGAGAUGAGCUUGCAUGUAUGUGUCUUAUUGAGGAAAGCUUAACCUUAGCUCAUAUUUCAUAUUGUUCCCCUUUGUUAAAUUUUGGAAUAAUAGAAGGAGAUCGAUUUGGUGAGUAUUUCUGUACUGUUGCUUGUUGGCUGUUAGCAUCCAAAUGUAGCAGUUGGGAAGAGGAAAAAAGAGAAAAAGAAAGAAGGUCAGCUCUGGUCACAUCUUCAACUGCAAUGCGCCAACUGGUACUUGCUUUAUCUUCCAGCAACAUAAUACUACUUCCUUCCAACAAAACCAACCAAAAUACUACUACCCUCCAAUCAUUUCCUUAUCGCCAAUAUAGGUUUCGAUAGAAU
Linum trigynum is the source of this 3282-nucleotide messenger RNA. The record is from the annotation of a GenBank genome assembly. NCBI's taxonomy places the organism in Eukaryota, Viridiplantae, Streptophyta, Magnoliopsida, Malpighiales, Linaceae.